Molecule: messenger RNA, 612 nt
Organism: Sipha flava (yellow sugarcane aphid)
Lineage: Eukaryota; Metazoa; Arthropoda; Insecta; Hemiptera; Aphididae
Gene: RpS15
Product: 40S ribosomal protein S15
Exons: 4
Coding region: 116-568 (150 amino acids)
Biological process (GO): ribosomal small subunit assembly; translation
Cellular component (GO): cytosolic small ribosomal subunit; ribosome
Molecular function (GO): structural constituent of ribosome; RNA binding
Source: RefSeq, a predicted model, not a curated record
UACACAUACUUCGUACCAUUCCAGUUCUCUUUACGUUUUUGAUUUCGUUCGACAAGAAGUCACGCUUUUCCCAUAAAACAGUUUCGGAAAACUUCCACCGAUCGUCUGAUCAAUCAUGGCUGAAAAUACUACUGAAGUUGAGCACAAGGCGAAAAGGCCUUUCCGUAAAUUCACCUACCGUGGUGUUGACUUGGACCAACUUUUAGAUAUCCAAGGGGAACAAUUGAUCGAGCUGUUGCACUCGCGCGCUCGUAGGCGUUUCUCACGUGGUGGUCUUAAACGUAAAGAGUCAGCAUUGGUAAAGAAAUUACGUCGUGCAAAGAAAGAUGCUCCACCAAUGGAAAAACCUGAAGCAGUUAAAACUCAUCUCCGCAACAUGAUCAUUGUUCCUGAAAUGGUUGGUAGCAUUAUUGGUGUAUACAAUGGAAAAGUUUUCAAUCAAAUUGAAAUCAAGCCUGAAAUGAUUGGUCAUUAUUUGGGUGAAUUCAGUGUCACAUACAAACCAGUCAAGCACGGUAGACCUGGUAUUGGUGCCACUCACAGCUCUAGGUUUAUCCCAUUGAAAUAAAUUGCAUUUUUUUUUUCACAAUAAAAUAACUACUGUGGUUUUAA